AUGGAGGUGCUCCACACAGCGGUGUGGGAGCUGCUGCGGGGUGCCGGCCAGGCUGCAGGCGCUGGUGUCAUAGCGUAUUCCUCCGCGGCGGGCGUGAAGUGCCCCCCCUGCGCGUGCUCGUGCGAACCGCGCAUCACCUGCCCGGGCGGCCACAGCUCGGAGAGCACGGUGACUGGGCUCACGCUGCCGGGCACUCUCGCUCUGGCGGUGGUGUCGGCCGUGGCUGGCGCCUGUUGCGUCCUGCUGACGCUGCGGCACAGCGGCGCGGGCGCGCCACAGGCCGUGGACCCGCCACCCGCUUCGGGCGUGUUCGUGACCCCGAUCGCGUCCGUGGAGGACAUCGGUACCAAGCAGUACCUGGCCAGCCUGGGGAUCUCGCCGGGCGACUUCAUCCUCGAACGCUACGACAUCCCUGGGCCAGAGGUCUGGCACGAGCGCAUGGUGCUGAUCGCGUCGCCACAUCGGACCGACCUCACGAUCCUGACCCCCGACGGCGACUGCUACGAGGAGCAUCUGUUCGCGGCGGGGACCCCUGGGGCCGACAUCGCGGCCUGGCUGCCGAGCAUCGGUGGUGCCAUGGGAGCCGGCAACCCAGCGACAGGGGCGUCCCACAUCCACCGCUUCCGCGCCGUGCCUGCUCCCGCCACCCGCGACGCCCUGCGCACGGCGGCCGAGGGCCGCCUCGGGCUCCCGCCAGGGCCGCGCGCGGUGCCCAAACUAGCCGCCGUCGCGCCCGGAGUGGCUCUGGAUGCCAGGCUUGACGCCGGAGCGGCCGCGGGCGCUGCGCUUGCCGUGGGCGGCGCGCUGGUGGCGCCUCCAGUGGCCCCGGCGGUGGUCGCGGCGGCACCGGCGCCCGCGGCGCCGAUGGCGGCCGCCGCCCCCGCGGCGCCAGGGGCUGGCGUCGGCGGGCUCGUCGGGCUCGCUGCCGCGUUCGGUGGCCCCCCGGCGGCAGGCGCCGCCCCACCCGCGCCGCCGUUGCUGGCGGCAGCGGCAGCCGCGGGCCUGGGAGCUGCGGGAGGCCCCCCUCCGGCCGCCCCCGCUGCAGUGCCGGGGGCUGGGGUCGGCGCUGCCGCCGCGCCAGCCGUGCCAGCCGCCGCUGCCGACGUGCGCGUCCUCGCGGUGAGCUACGACGUGCUGGGGCAGCGACAUCGGGCGUUUCGAGAGGCAGCGCUGGCCAUGGUGGAGCACCCGUGGCCAGACUGGCCCGUGAAGGGCCCGCGGACGUGCAGGCGGGUCCUCCGCUUCAUGGAGACCAACGGCGGGACACCGCUCGGGCGCCAUGCACGAUGGCGCACCGAGGCCCGGCUGCACGCCUCGGAGUACGGCGUCGCCGAGCACGAGCACGCGUGCAGGCUGAUCGAGUUCAUGACGAUCUACGACCAGCUGAACGUGGUGGGCCUGGCGUCGGGCGAGCUGCUUGCACGCAUCGUGCAGCUCCACGAGGAGCGGUACCGCGAGCGGCUGGCGCCAGAGACGAAAGACGACAACCUUGACACACACCUGAUCCUGGGCUGCGACCUGGCCCGCGGGAACAGUUGCGUCUCGCCGCAGUUGGCGGAGCACCUGAAGGAGGAGCUCACGAAGGAGUGGGCGGUGGCCAAGGAGCGUAGGAAGGCGCGCGAGGAGCGCGCGCUUGCGACCAAGGGGAAGAAGGGCAACAAGAAGGGCCAUCAUGAUGAUGAUGACGGGUGA
Molecule: messenger RNA, 1692 nt
Organism: Prorocentrum cordatum
Lineage: Eukaryota; Dinophyceae; Prorocentrales; Prorocentraceae
Source: the annotation of a GenBank genome assembly